This is a messenger RNA of Sclerotinia trifoliorum, 394 nucleotides long. The record is from the annotation of a GenBank genome assembly. Lineage: Eukaryota; Fungi; Ascomycota; Leotiomycetes; Helotiales; Sclerotiniaceae.
AUGGCCGAUAAGCGUGUUGAGCAAGCUGCCCAAGCUGCUGGUGAAAAGAAGGAUACCAACCCUUCUGUAAGUAGCCAUUUACUUGUCCAGUUUUAGUGCCUCAAAUGGAUUAAGCUAAUCAAAGUGACUUAGAACCCAUCAGUUAUUUCAUCUGGAGGCGCAAUUGGCAAGCAAUUCAAUCCUGACGGGAAUAUAGGACAAAUUGGUGAGAAGAUUGGUGGUCCAUUCUCAAAGGUACAUCUCAAAGCCAUACACUGCCUUCAAAUCUUCGAAUCUGACUCGGAAAUAGGACGGUGCUAUCGGUUCCCAGUUCGAUGCCGCAAAGGAUGGUCUCGCUGGACAAGUUGAGAAGGCUGUUGAUGGACCAAGUAGACCCGCUACUGAGAAGAAGUAA